GAUUUUUCGUAAGAAAAUUAUAUUGCAUUCACUGGACAAUAUAGAAAGUAUAAAGCAAAUAAGAAAAAGUGCACGUGACUAUGUCAUCAAAGGUACUCUCGACUUUGGUCGUUUUAGUGGCUAUUUCGUUAAUUUCAACAACAACAGGAAGAAUUGUAAAGAAGAGACAAAUAUAUCGAGAACAAGUUCUUCCACAUGCUGGUGGAAAAAUUCCUGAUACAGCCUUUCAGACUGACCGUCUCUUUUUGAAUCAUUUGCAAAAGGAAGGUAUUGCUAUACCAGAUGGAAUAGUUUUGCAACAGCGUAAUCCACAAGUUUAUCCGUUCCUUAAUAAACAAUCACGAGCUGUAUAUAAAGUUGCAUUGAGUUCAGAUGGAAGAUAUAUUCCCAAUGAAGGACGUUACUUUUAUGAUUCUCCACCAUCAGUUGAGACAACAUAUCUUGUUCCCCAGAUACAUGACUAUCCCGAACGAAAACCAUCAGUAAUACCAGCUUACCCCGUCUACAAACAACUCCACAUACAAAAUCCUCAUCUGAAUCAACCCAAACUGCAACCCAAAUUAAAAUCAAAGAAAAAAUCAUUUUUAUACUUAUCGCCAUACAGCAAAACCUCUUCACUCGGAUCGGACAAAUUAAACAUCAUCCAUCAGCCAACUCAAACCAUCAAUUUACUGAACGAUCCUUUGGGUUAUCUAUCUAACAAUAAUUACAACACAAACUAUGGACCUUCACAGCAUUUUCAAACCACAAAAAAGUUACAUCAAUCCACUAUGGAGUCUAAAUUGUUAUUCGCACUUGGAUUAUUACUUGCAAUUGGAUUUGUAGCUUGCGUUGAGAUUCAAACUUUUGGGAGCCUUUUCCAUCCUGAAAAUGAAGUGCGAAGAAAAGAGAAAAAGCAGGAUCUGAGUAAAAUUCCUGGAGUACCUGGAGUCGAUUAUCCACUUUAUCAUGAAGUUCCUCAUACAAACUUUGAUUGCGGUUCUGUACCAGCUGCACCAGGAAUGUAUGCCAAUGUGGAAACUGGUUGUCAAGCAUAUCAUGUGUGCCAUGAUGGAAGAGAAGGUCAUCAAGGAGCUUCAUUUUUAUGUACAAACGGAACAAUUUUCAAUCAAAAGGAAUUCGCAUGCGAUUGGUGGUACAAUGUCAACUGUGCUGAGGCAAUUAGUUAUUACAGCUUGAAUGCCGACCCAGCUCAUAAUCCUUAUACUCCAAAGAAGAAACUGGAAGAACAGUUCUUGAUCAAAGCCUAAAGGGCUUAAAGAUUUAUUUUUAGGACAUUCUGUUACAUUUUAGGAACAAAAUCGAAUUUUUCAAUAAGUUUUCGUAACAAAAUUAAUUUUUCUAUGUAAAAAUUGUGAAUAAAAAAAUAUAAUUUAAAAUGUUUUAUAGUAAA
Messenger RNA from Episyrphus balteatus (marmalade hoverfly), 1393 nucleotides. RefSeq lists its product as uncharacterized. The record is from RefSeq and is a predicted model, not a curated record. Lineage: Eukaryota; Metazoa; Arthropoda; Insecta; Diptera; Syrphidae. The coding region runs from base 81 to 1250 and encodes 389 amino acids. Gene Ontology annotation, cellular component: extracellular region. The transcript is spliced from 8 exons. Gene Ontology annotation, molecular function: chitin binding.